AUGAUAUUUUUUCACCAGAAUCCGUAAAAGGAUUAAUUUUUUAAAGACUUUUCUUUUUUUGGAUUUUUCCCAGCAUGUACGAAAACGGUAUCUGUAGUCUUGACUGAUGCUUUUGUGGGUUUUUUAUAUUUUUACAUGUUGAUUCUUUGAACGAAGAAAGUCAAAAACUACUGAAGUGAGGAGAUAAUCUGAAAACAUAGUACUUUGAAAAAUGUAAUUUCUGUAUUUAUGUCGCUUUGAAUCUUGCAAUCAUCGCCUGAUACUCAUAAAGUAACUUUACCAUGAGUAAGGAGCCAGGCGAGCUUCAAAAAUUUCUCCUAGAAUGGAAAAAAGAGCUUGAUAUCUCGCGGAAAGGAUUGAAUGGAAAGUCAAUAGACAAGGAAGAAAAGAGCUCGACUGAAUGGAAAGAAGUUUGUUUGAUUACCCAAGAAGAAAAGGAUAGAGAAAAAGCUAAAAGUGAAUUUGAAGGAACAGCCGGAUUCUUUUUAUCGAACCAUGGCAAUGAGAAGAAAUCCACUAGCGAAGAUUCGAAGGAUCCUAAGGAUUUAGUGCUUUUGAACUUACCAAAUCCAGAGGUGAAAGAACAAGAAAAGAAUAAUAAAAGUCAUGCUAAGAAGCAAAAAAUUGACAAGAAAGCAGAUGAAAAUUUAUUAGAGCUAUUGAUUGCUGACAUCGAUGAAAUUACUGUGAUUCCUUUUUUUGAUCUACAGUUGCCAAGAGAGAUUGGUUUAAACAUUUUUACACACCUGACUAUACGAGAUCUUUGCCACUGUGCAUCAGUCAGCAAAUCAUGGAGAAAUUUAGCUGAAGAUGGAUUACUGUGGUUCAGCUUGGGUGUUAAGUUGGGUUUUGUUGAUGGCAAGACUGCUGGGAUCUUAGACCAUGUAGACUGGAAAGAGUUUGUUCAUAAAGCAGUAGUACAAGAAAGACAGCUGAGAAGUAGAUGGAAAGAAAGAAUCUGUAGAAUAGAUGCCUUGGAAUAUGAAAGGGGAGGAAGUCUCUGUGCUAUGUCCAAGUGUAAUAACCUGUUAUGUGCUGGUUAUUCAUCCAAUGCUGUUCUCUUAUGGGAUAUAAAGGAGGACCAAAGAGCGACAUUUAAAAUAUUGGAAAGGUUUUCUGAUGGGCUGCCGCAGCAGCAGCAAUCUUACCCAACGUGUACUGCAGUUACUGACAAACUUUGUGCCGCUGGAUUUUCAGAUGGGAAUCUAAAUCUGUGGCAUAACACUCUCUCCACCUCACCUCUUUAUCAUUGUCACUUGGAAGGGUCUGUUAGGACCAUAGCUUUAGCUACAAAGAAUGAACCAACAUGCAUUGCGGCAUCUAGUCAUGAAAUGAGGAUUGAUGUUGCAGAUGUUAACGGUCAGUGGCAUUGUCAUGAACAAAAAACAUUUGAAACCCAGAUUAAAGGAAUCGAAUACCUACCAAGAAUAAAUUCAAGAGAUUCUGUUGUCAUAGCUACCAGAGAUACCGUUAACAUUAAAAAACAUACCUGUCGAGAAGACCUUACGAUAAUAGAUCAUGUGAUUGGUGGCAAGAUCACGUGUCUUGACUGUAAUGCUGAUGUCAUUGCUGUUGGAGUAGGUCCAUAUGGCUACGGUAUCCUUGGAAACACGGUACGACUUUACCGCUCACACACCGGAAGUCUUCUGUCAGUCCUUCCUGGUCACUACCACGAGGUCACGUGUCUCAACCUCAAAGACUCUCCGCCUCAACGCAUUGUCACCGGAAGUUACGACAAACGCGUUCGUAUCUAUGACUUGCGCACUGAGACUAUCGCAAUAAAUUUACGCGGUCAUCAAGAUCACGUGACCACAGUCCAGAUGGACGAAUGGAAGGUGGUCAGUGGUGCGCACGAUGGAAAUAUAUUUGUGUGGGAUCAGCGAAUGGCAGCGGUUUUAUGGCACACGCAUGCGCGUCACCCGGUUAGAUUCUGUCAUUUUGACAGAGUAAGCAUGGUUAGUGCUAACAUACCGAACGAAAAAAAGGCACAAACUKACUCUUGGUAUGCCGAUGAUUUGAUUUUGCAUCGGCGCAGUAGAGGAUCGUUACGGCUAUUUGACUUCUCCUCGGAUAACGCCACCCAAGGGGUGCCGGACAUUUGUUCGUCAUCGUAUGACGAUACUACAGGCUAUAAUUAUAACAUUGCCCUAGUGACUCCGUAUGAUGAUAUCAACGAAUAAACUCUCGUUUAUCGAUC
Messenger RNA from Actinia tenebrosa (Australian red waratah sea anemone), 2197 nucleotides. Its product is annotated as F-box/WD repeat-containing protein 8. NCBI's taxonomy places the organism in Eukaryota, Metazoa, Cnidaria, Anthozoa, Actiniaria, Actiniidae. Gene Ontology annotation, molecular function: protein binding. The record is from RefSeq and is a predicted model, not a curated record.